AUGCAACAGAGAAGAGCUGACGCGACAACCCCAGAGAGACAUGAGCGUCAAGACUCAAACCGAAGAUCUACAGAAGCAGCUAGAGCGGAAGAAAAUACCCCCCUCCGAGAUGCACGGCGCGAAGCGAAUCGCAAUGCGACACGAGGAGCUAGAGCCGAGGAAAUUACUCCUGCUCGUGAGGCGCGGCGAGACCUUGACCGUCUAUCCACCCAACGAUCAAGGGAUGCACAAGACACACCGACUCGGAAUGCCCGGCAACGAUCCGACGGCCAGGCUCGAACGGCUUCUCGGCAGCUCUUCCCCCCACUACCCGAAUCCUCGCCUUCGUAUCGCGAUCUCGGCAUGGUCCAUAUUGAGUGUUCGCACUGCAAAGCUCUGCAUUUCGUCCAAGAACGCAUCGUGAGCAGCUCUGCCGCAAGGCCCAUGUUUUCCACAUGCUGUGGGAAGGGGAAGCUGUCACUGCCCCUUCUCACCUACCUGCCAGCUCUUCUGCGCUCUCUUCUCAUCGAUGAUACUCCAAGGGCCCGCCGCUUCCGUAAAAACAUUCGAGCAUACAAUUCAGCGCUGUCUAUGGCGUCCGUGGUCGCCAAAUGGGUGAACAAAGGGCCCGGUACUUCUAAUUUUAACCCCACAAUGACGAUGCAGGGCGAGAUGUACCAUUACAUGGGUCCCAUGAUGCCAUCCGAGGGGCGGGCGCCUUCCUUUGCUUCCGUUUACAUUCACGACACUGACUACGGUACUCAAACGCGCACAAGGCUUGGCGGAGCCUCUACACGGCUGGAAGACACACUGUUAAUGCAACUGACGCACAUGCUGCACGAAUGCAACCCCUACGUGCAGUCUGUUCUCAGUAUGCGAGAAUGGGCUCAAUCCCCUCAACCCAACACUCUAGCCCCGUACCAGAUGGUCAUCCAUGCCGACCGCAGGCCAAGUCAUGAGCACGUGCGCCGGUACAAUGGUCCCGAAGCUUCUGAAGUGGCAGCAUUGAUCCCUGGAAAUGAAGGCGGAGAGAUUGGGCGAAGAGAUAUCGUCGUGCGCAGCCGAGGGACUCUGAACAGUAACGGGAACGAAGUGCUGGAUCCGAUUUCAGUCAGUCAUCGUGCAUACGAUCCGUUGAGUUACGUGCUUUUGUUCCCGAACGGUAGAGAUGGAUGGUAUCCAGAGCUUCGAUUCUCCAGUGAUGACGACGGCAGACUGGAGGCAGAAAGGCUUUCGUAUCUCCGCCACAACCAGACACAGCUUCGAGCCGCCGACUACACCUCACUGCGCGACAGCCUAGGAGACUCCGGUCGUGCUGAAGAUGAAGCCGAUGCCGUGCGUGCGGGACGACUGUUCAUUCUCCCUUCCACGUACAUUGGAGGUGACCGCUACAUGAGGCAGCAGAUGCACGACAUAAUUGCUAUAUCGAACCAAAUUGGCCACCCGGACAUCUUCCUCACUAUGACAUGCAAUCCAAGCUGGCCGGAGAUCACAAGACCCCUACUGCCGAACCAAACGCCUCAGGACAGACCGGACCUGUGCGCACGUGUGUUUCGUCUGAAAAUGAAAGAUCUCAUGUCCUUGGUCAUCAACGAGGAAGUAUUUGGAACCGUCGUUGCCCAUGUACGAGUCAUCGAAUUUCAGAAACGCGGUCUUCCCCACGCUCACGUUGUAUUUUUCCUAGAUGAAGUCUCCAAGAAUGAUCUGCGUACUCCCGAAUACGUCGACCGCAUUAUCUCUGCCGAGAUCCCGUCUGCCCAAGAUCCAGAACUCCAAGAGGUCGUGCUCAAGCAUAUGAUUCACAAUCCAUGUGGAGAACGCAAUCCAACAGCCGUGUGCAUGGGCGAGCAGUACUGCAGGAAAGGGUCUCCAAAAUCGUUCAAACACGAAACCAGCCAGUCCGACAGUGAGUACUACAUCACAUGCCGCAGAAGGUCCCCCUCUGCAGGUGGGGUCUCCAUCGAGCGACCCUCCCGUGUUGGCCGACGACAGCAAUCCGUCGUGGUCGACAACUCCUGGGUCGUUCCCCACAGUCCUCUGCUUUUACGAUCAUUCGCUUGCCAUUUGAAUUUGGAACUCUGCGUGUCACGGGUUGGCGGAAUCAAGUACCUCUUCAAGUAUGUUUGCAAGGGACAAGACCGAGUGACCAUGGAAAUCACUGCCGAGAACGAGUGCCACGACGAGAUCUCCAACUUCCAAGAUGCCAGAUACGUUUCGGCAUCGGAGGCCGCAUGGAGGUUAUUCUCCUUUGACAUUGUAGAUCGCAAUCCUCCAGUGGUCAGACUUACGGUGCAUCUGCCCAACCACCAUACAGUAUACUUUGAGGAAGGGCGAGAGCAGGAGGCGGCGCUUCGACCAGCAUCAGGUACGAAGCUGACCGAGUGGUUUAAAGCCAACGAGAAGUACCCAAGCGCGAGGCAUCUUCGGUACCACAAGUUUACAAGGUACUUUACGUGGAAGACACGCACCAAGUCAUGGACCUACGAUUUCAGUGGUACAGGUGCCAACGUAGUCGGUCGAAUCUACACUGUCAGUCCGAGGGAGGGUGAGCGCUACUUUCUUCGCCUCCUCCUCACACAAGUGCCAGGGGCAACAUCCUUCGAGAACUUGCGAAAUAUCGACGGCGAGCAGUGCACCAGCUUCCGACAAGCUUGCUUACGACUCAGUUUGCAGGCCGACGAUGCGGAGUGGAAGCACGCAAUCCGAGAUUCAUUCCGGUCAAGCUUCGUUCCUCUUUCUCAUCUGUUUGCUACGAUUCUGGCACACUGCCAGCCUUCGGACCCUCUCUCGCUGUGGAACGACCACCUGGACAUGUUUCUCACCAAUAUUCGCAAUCGUGCACGCAGACAACCCAUUGGAAGACAGCAGCUUCGCGAUGAUCACCACGCCACAUCUAACGUACUUCGAGAGGUACAGGAGGCUCUGCAGACCCACGAGCGCAGCAGUGGGAAGGGCGAUUACAGACGUCACUUCCUUCGUACGCGCCGUAAGCAGGUCAUCGCUGUCGCUACGUCUGCUGUUGCUGCUGUGCUGCUCGACGGUGGACGCACCGCUCAUUCCGUGUUCAAGAUUCCCAUUCCUGUAUCUGCCGAAAGCACGUGCAGCUUCUCCGCAAACUCCGACACAGGCCGUACACUGCAACAAGUCGAUCUCAUCAUAUGGGACGAGAUCGUCAUGUGCCAUCGACAUUGCAUUGAGACUGUCGAUCGCUCCCUUCGAGACUUGAUGCAAACCGACCGGCCCUUCGGAGGAAAGUUCCUCGUGCUCGCUGGAGACUUUAGACAAGUCCUUCCCGUUGUUCCGGGCGGGUCCAGAGGUCAAAUCGUUAGUGCGUGCGUCAAGGCUUCCCCGCUGUAUCGAAAGUGCCGAUUCCUGCGCCUUACCGAGAACAUGUGCGUCUUCCAAGGCACUCGAGACAAUCACGCCGACCCUGCCUGGCUCACCAAGCGCGUUAUACUCACCACAAAGAACAGGCCGCUCGAGGAAGUCAACGAGGUCAUCGGCAACAUGAUUCCGGGAUCGUAUCGAACGUAUUUGAGCGCAGACAAGGUCGAGAACGAAGACACCAACGCGCUGAUCUAUCCCACAGAAAUGCUCAACACCUUGACCGCCGGAUCUGCUCUACCAGACCACAAGCUCAAGCUCAAGAAAGGCUUCAUCCUCAUGCUUCUGCGCAAUCUCGAUCCCGCUACCGGUCACGUCAACGGCGCGCGAUAUGUCAUCGAAAACAUGACCAACAACCUGCUCUUUCUACACGUUACCACCGGGUCACACCAAGGCAACAGACUGUGUCUUCCUCGAAUGCCCUGCGGACCAGGAGACGACAACUUUCCCAUCCCUGGCUUCACCCGAACGCAGUUCCCCAUUCGCACGUGCUUCGCCCUUACAACGAACAAAGCGCAAGGCCAAUCCUUCGGUGGCCGCAUUGGUCUCGACUUAUGA
Chondrus crispus (carragheen) is the source of this 3921-nucleotide messenger RNA. Its product is annotated as ATP dependant DNA helicase. Gene Ontology annotation, biological process: telomere maintenance; DNA repair. The record is from RefSeq and is a predicted model, not a curated record. Bases 1 to 3921 code for a protein of 1306 amino acids. NCBI's taxonomy places the organism in Eukaryota, Rhodophyta, Florideophyceae, Gigartinales, Gigartinaceae. The transcript has 6 exons. Gene Ontology annotation, molecular function: DNA helicase activity.